UUUGAGGUUAUAAACAAUUUUUUGAAAGUGUCAAAUGAUCUAUUUGAUUAUACCACGUGUGUUUGAUAAAUAAAAUAAUUUUUUUCACAUAAACGAAAACCAUGGACGAAGAUAUUAAUUAUUCGGACGAAGAAAUCUCUGAAAAAGAGCAUUCUCGUUUAUUGGAAGCCGUUUCAAAACUAGAUAAAUCUCAACAUAUUCGAAAACCCACAAGAACCGAACCAUCUUUACAAAUAUCCGAAUACAAUUUAGUAAAAUCAAGUGCUGGUAAAAAUAGUACAGUAAAUUUACACAAUUUAGUCAAGGUAUUAAAUAAAAAGUCUAGUCAAAUUGAUAUCACAAAAAAAAUCAAUAAAGUUCGUCGAAAUGUAAAAACAAUUCCAAAACCAUUAGAAAAACCGGAAGCACAGAAAAUUCAACGAACUGUAGCUUAUGAAAAUGUGAAGAAAACACUCGAUAAAUGGGAACCAAUUGUAUAUGCAAACCGUGCUGCUGAACAGCUAGAAUUUCCAUUACGUAAAGAUCCAAAAUUGAAACCUGUCGAGACGACAACGGAUCUGUUGCAACGAUUUCGACUUAAAAGUGAAAUUGAACUUGAAAUGGAAAAAUUAAAACCUGAAAAACCAAAAGAAGAAGUUGAAUCCGAAUUUCCAUUAACAUUGGCUGAAAUGCUAGAACGACGGAAAGAAGCAGCUAAACUUCGUGCUCAGCAAUCGUAUAAAGAGGCAAAAGCUCGACGACAGAAUAAAAUUAAAAGUAAAAAGUAUCACAGAAUUCAAAGACGUGAAAAAAUUAAACAACAAAUUAAGGAAUUUGAAUAUUUACAAAAGAAUAAUCCGGAAGAAGCGUUAAAAAAAUUGGAGGAAAUUGAAAGAGCUCGAGCCGAAGAACGUGUCUCAUUACGACAUCGAUCUACUGGACAAUGGGCGAGGAGUAAACAAGUUCGUGCUAAAUACGAUAAAGAGAGUCGACAAGUUUUGGCCCAACAACUUUCCGUAAGUCGUGAUUUAACGCAAAAGAUUAAAAAAAGUGUUGAUGAUGAUUCAGACAACGAAGAAGAACAAAUCAAUGAAAUCCAUUCAACAUCAGAAGAUCCAUCGAAUCCUUGGAUAAAUGGGAUAAAACCAUCAUCAGAAGUUACAGAUUUUUUAAGUGGAUAUCGAAAAUAUUGGAAUGAAAAAAAUAAAACACAAAUCGAUGUAUCAAACUCUAAGCCACGUGAAGAAAAUAAAUUUACCGAAGUAUCGAGCACUACCUUAGAAAAUGAUGACCAGAUUAUGAAUCAAGAAAUUGAUGAAGAUGAAAUAGAUAUUUUUAAAAGUAAAAUAAAUGAUUUGAAUGAGACAGAAAAGCGUAAAACGCCCAAGAAAACGGUAGCAAAAACAAGUAAGAAAAAUAGCAAGAAAAUUAAUGUAACCAGUACUGUAAAUGGUUGGACUGUUGAAGAAAUUGAUGAAACCCUAAACGUUAAAAAUGAGGAUUCACUAAAGAAAAGGAAAAAACUAAAAGAUUCUAAUCAAGAACCACCUAAAAAGAAAACAAAAGUUAAACAACCUUCAGAAGAGAUUCAAAAGAAGAAAAGAGUUAAACCCUCUGCAGAAGAGACUGAAAAAAAGAAAAAAACGGUAAAAUCAAAACUUCCUGAAUCGCAAAAGGGUACCAUUGACGAUAUUUUUGAAGAUAUCGACUUUAAAUUGGAGAAGAAAUUGAAAAAACGUGUACAGAAUAUAAAAAAUCUUAACGAUUCAUCUCAAUCAGAGAAAAAGGAGAAAAAUGAACCAAAAUCAAAAUAUAAACCAGAUUUAUCGUUAAAAUCACAAAGACAAAUGCGUCCAGAUUUGGAUGAGGCGUUAAUUGAAACUGCUGGCUACACAUCAAAGCCUGCAGUAAUCAAAACAUCACCUCAAGUUCAAGUGGAAAAAUCUGAUGAUAAGAUUCCAGAUAUUGAUCCAACAAGCUUCGUACAAAUUGAACCAAAACAUUUAAAAACUAAAAUUACAACAAAUCAAAAUUUGGACGAUGCUCUUGAUGAUGAAGAUGGAGUUGAAGAAGAUACACAACAAGCUUUGAUAUCCGAAGCUUUCGAAGAUGAUGACAUUAUUGCUGAUUUUCAUAAAGAGAAAAAAGAUGAAGUCGAUGCAAACACUCCUAAAGAUAUUGAUCUAUCAUUACCAGGAUGGGGCUCAUGGGGUGGAAAGGAUAUUAAGAAACGUAAAAGCCGUCGUUUUGUCAUCAAACAACCGAAAAAAGUUCCACGUAAAGACGAUAAUAAAGGAAAUUUAAUAAUUAAAGAGCAUAAGGAUAUUAAAGUUAGGGAACAUCAAGUUAAUGAUUUACCAUUCCCAUUUAAGCGUGUCGAAGAUUUUGAAGCGUCAAUACGUGCACCACUUGGCAAUACAUUCUUACCAGAAACCGCACAUAAACGUUUAGUUAAACCAAGUGUAACAAUUAAAACGGGAGCGAUUAUUGAGCCUAUGGAUGAUAGUCAAUUGGUAUUAAAUAAAAUACGAAAACUGAAGAAUAAAUCUGUAAUUGAAAUUUUUAAUAAAAGACUAUUAUCGCAGCAAUAA
This is a messenger RNA of Chrysoperla carnea, 2570 nucleotides long. RefSeq names its product U3 small nucleolar RNA-associated protein 14 homolog A. The record is from RefSeq and is a predicted model, not a curated record. Lineage: Eukaryota; Metazoa; Arthropoda; Insecta; Neuroptera; Chrysopidae. Gene Ontology annotation, cellular component: small-subunit processome; nucleolus. Gene Ontology annotation, biological process: rRNA processing. Bases 102 to 2570 code for a protein of 822 amino acids. The transcript has 3 exons.